Messenger RNA from Truncatella angustata, 1779 nucleotides. RefSeq lists its product as uncharacterized. Gene Ontology annotation, molecular function: phosphatidylinositol binding. The record is from RefSeq and is a predicted model, not a curated record. The transcript has 3 exons. Bases 144 to 1556 code for a protein of 470 amino acids. Gene Ontology annotation, cellular component: phagophore assembly site. NCBI's taxonomy places the organism in Eukaryota, Fungi, Ascomycota, Sordariomycetes, Amphisphaeriales, Sporocadaceae. Gene Ontology annotation, biological process: autophagy; cytoplasm to vacuole targeting by the Cvt pathway.
CUUCCCCCAUCCCCACUACCGGCAUACGUCGUCGUGCCUCGCCUUUGCCUUGCCCUGCUAUCGCCCAUGGGUAAUCCUCCGAGUCCAUGUUAACACCACCCACGGGAGUCGUCGGGAACCGCCCCGACCUACCUUAGCCUGCCAUGGCCGUCAUCGACCAGCACGACAACUUCUCCAACGUCUCAUGGCACAGUCAAGGAAACGACCCGGCCGCUGUUGCCGUGGGAUCGGGAUCGAGCGCCGCCAUCCCGGUCUUUGAUGACUCUGUGCCCGUUGGCGAAAGCCGCCCAGAGAUGGACGAGGAUCCCACGAGGAUAGACCCCGGCUUGUCCGGCGACGUUCUCCAUUGCACAGUGACAGAACCGCGCAAGGAGAGCGACGGAACGAAAGACGCCUUUGUAUCAUAUCUUGUAACCACACAUUCCACAUUCCCUUCCUUCCAGAAACCACAAUUCUCAGCCCGACGACGCUUCACCGACUUCGUCUUCCUCUACAAAUCCCUCUUCAAAGACUACCCAGCAUGCGCCGUCCCCCCCCUGCCCGACAAGCAGCGCAUGGAGUAUGUGCGCGGUGACCGGUUCGGCCCCGACUUCACCCACCGCCGGGCCUUCUCCCUGCAGCGCUUCCUGUCCCGGCUGGCCGCACACCCCAUCCUGCGCAGAGCCCCCAUCCUGCACACAUUCCUGGAGAGCCCCGACUGGAACGCCACCAUGAAGAGCCGCUCGGCCCGCGGCGGCGUUAACGCUACUGGCGAGCCGGGGAGCGGGGGCGUGUUCGACAACUUUGCCGACACCUUCAUCAACGCCUUCACAAAAGUCAACAAGGCAGACAAGCGGUUCAUCGAGGUGCGGGAGCGCGCCGACAAGCUCGACGAGGACCUGGGACACGUCGAGAAGGUGGUUGCGCGCGUCGUGCGCCGCGAGGCGGACCUCGAGUCCGACAUGCGGGACCUGGCCGAGCAGUUCCAGAAGCUCAUCACCCUCGAGCCCGGCGUCGAGACCGCCGUCCGCGCCUUCGCCGCCAGCGUCGAGGACGCGGGCACGGGCCUGAGGCGGCUCAAGGACCACACGGACCAGGACUACCUGGGCAGCCUGAGGGACAUGGGGGCCUACAGCGUCGCGCUCAAGAACCUGCUCAAGACGCGGGAGCAGAAGCAGCUCGACCACGAGCAGCUGACCGAGUACCUCAACAAGUCGACCCUGGAGCGCGACGGCCUGGUCUCGGGGUACGGCUCGUCCGGCGCGGGGGGCUUCAUCCGGAGCAAGCUCGAGGACGUGCGGGGCGUGGACCACGAGGCGUCGCGGCGGGAGCGCCUCAGGAAGCUCGAGAUACGCAUCGACGAGCUGACGACGGAGGCGGAGCGCGCCAAGAAGACGAGCGAGAUGUUCGACGAGGAGGUCGUCAAGGAGGUCGUGGACUUUGAGCGCAUCAAGCGCAUCGAGAUGAAGAAGCAGUUUGGCGGUCUGGCCGAUGCACACGUGGAUUUCUACGGCGGCCUCAUCGAGGUCUGGGAACGAUAUGUCAAGGAGAUGGAGGGACAAGUUAGUGCGUCGUAAUGAGCUGAAAUUCUUUUUGGGGGAGGGGAGGGCAUCUCUUAAGCAUAGCCUUUUGGGAGGGCAUGUUCACGAUAGGCUUCAAGGCACGAGACACACAGUCUGACUCGAAGCGACGGAAAACUUGAAAGCACGAGGCCAUGAUUGGUAGAAGGGGCGUUUAAAGGUCAGCAAAUUCGCGAGCAUGGGCCAAGUAAUAAUUCACCAGCCUGUAUAAAUGGCUAUC